Messenger RNA from Varanus komodoensis (Komodo dragon), 2618 nucleotides. RefSeq names its product TNF receptor superfamily member 6b (gene TNFRSF6B). The record is from RefSeq and is a predicted model, not a curated record. Bases 144 to 1034 code for a protein of 296 amino acids. Lineage: Eukaryota; Metazoa; Chordata; Lepidosauria; Squamata; Varanidae. Gene Ontology annotation, molecular function: protein binding. The transcript is spliced from 5 exons.
GCGCGGGCAGCGAAGGAGUCACGCCGAGGACGACGCGAUCAGCUGACACAGGGAGGGGGGUCUCCUGUGGAGCUUGAGCGGACUGCGUGGUGGGGUCCUUUAACGCCAAGGGAUCCACAGAGAAUUGGAAAACUCUCAGGAAUAUGAAGCAGCAUUCUUUUUGGAGCCCCUCAAAGUGGGUCGUCUGCAGCCUGCUGCUGUGGAUCCUGCGUGCGUCCCUCUCCCAGCCCACCUACACGUGGACGAACCGCCACACCCAGGAGAGGCACGUGUGCCGGCAGUGCCCGCCGGGGACCUACGUGGCGCAGCACUGCAGCCGGGAGCGGCAGACGGCGUGCAAGCCGUGCCCCGGCCAGCACUACACGCAGUACUGGAACUACCUGGAGCGCUGCCUCUACUGCAGCGUCUUCUGCAACCGGAUGGAGGAGGAGGCGUCGGCAUGCAACGGCACCCACAACCGGGUGUGCCAGUGCAAGGCCGGCUUCCACGCCGAGCAGGACUUCUGCAUCAAGCACUCCCCGUGCCCGCUGGGGGCCGGAGUGGUCCAGCUGGGCAACCCACAUGGAGACACCAAGUGUGUGUUGUGUGCUCCAGGGACCUUCUCCUCCUCCGUUUCCAGCACAGAUUCAUGCCAGCCGCACCGGAACUGCUCUGAGCAAGGCCUGGAGGUCAACGUUCAUGGCACCAGGUUCCAUGAUACCCUCUGCACGGCUUGCCAGCUGGGCAAGGCUGGUUCAGAGGAAGGCUUAGAAAAUGCCGACUGCCAAGAGGCCUUAAUAGACUUUGUGCCUUACGAAAUCAAGUCGCGGAGAAGGCUGCUGCACCUGAAGCAGAUCCUCAGCAAUGAACCUCGCUCGGCCAGGGGCGCAAGAAAGAACCCCGAGGAGCUUCAGGUAGAGCUGCAUAACUUCCUUCUGCAGCUCAAAAAUGCCAACGGGAGAGCUUAUGUUGUUCGAAAGCUUCAAGAAACUCUCACCCGUUUGAACCUGCACCAUAUAAAAGCAAAGAUCAAUAAGCAUUUCGAACGUUUAUGAGGAUAACAAGCCAGUCAUCUACACGUCUACUCAGAAGUAAGCACCAUUGAAUUCAAUGGGAUUUACUUCCAAUUUAGUAUGUGUAAGAUGGUAGCUUCGGUUUGCACUUUGAGCUGCCUUAAGUUAUUCAAGUCUACUUGUAUAUCUCAGAGAAAGAAAAAGAAUAAUUUCAGUCUGUUGCAGUUUAUUUUGGUCAUCCUCUUUGUACCUGAACUCACCCUCCAGAUUAACAAGUUUAACAUGCAGAAUUUUGACACAAUAUUCAGCAAGUCUGAUCCUCGGUAUGCAAGGUGAGCAACAAUCCCAUGGCCAGUAAGUUUGUCUUGCAGUUGUCUUCUCGGGCAUGCAGACAACCCAACGUUGGAUCACCUGCUCCGGAUGGACCCAGACUCAGUUCACCCAAAUCAAGAGUUACACCUGCGUUAGAUGCCUUCUGAGUUAGCAGGUGUUGUGGGCAAUCUGGCUAGAUCAGUUUGAUGAUGCCAAGUAAGACAUGAGAGAGGUCCCUUUAAGCAGCCAGGGUAUCUCUGGGCAUCCUUCUGGCAUGGCUUGGCAGGGUUUCACUGGUGUCCCAGGGAUGCAGACCAGAGGAAGAAUGUCUUCCUGCUGUUCUCAGGAAGGUCCCCACCAGUCUUCUGCCUCCUUGCUGCUCUCCUCACCUGGCUUUGGACGCCUGUUAACCUCUGCUUGAUGAGGAUGAGAAAGGCUUCUACUUGACCUGUGUCUGAGCAUCAUUGCAUGAUGCUGUCCUUGGUCAGUGGCCCAGGCAUUUCACCGAAGCUGUGCUAGAGGCAUCGUGCCUACCACGAAGAACUGGGGGGCUGCUUGCUCCCCAUUGCGAGCCCCCCUGUUGAAGCUUGGUGUGGUGCUUCUGAUUCUCCACAUGCCAAGGCUGGUGUUGAUGGCUGGGAGAGCAGACAGUCUCAGUCCGGGACCCUCCCCACACGAUGGAUGGGGAUCUUCCUAGCACCCAUCGAUUUGGCCGUCAGGGGAUGGCCCUGGGAGGACCCAGCUGUCAGAUGUGACUCUUUAAGACACACUUCAAGUAGAUGGACAGGUGUGUUUGGUUCCCCCCCCCCCUUCUUGUACCAUGUCCAGGAGACUCCAGGAGACUGAUGGGAUCCAGUGGAUUUCCCAGAGCUUUUAGGUAUUUCCCAGUGGGCAGAACUGGAGAUUCAGCCAAGGCCUGAUCUCCCUGCGGAGUGUUGAGAUGUGGCGGGCCCUGGACUUGGUCAUGCCCAAGUGCCCUUUCCAGCUCUGGAAAGGCCCUUUUGGUUAUGCUGUGGUCAGUGAAGCCAGCCAGAAAUUGGGUCAAGAAAAAUGGCGCCCAGCUCAGGGAAAAGAUGAGCACCCAUGUGACAGGCAUCCACCAAAGAGACUGUUAUUCGCCCAGGUUUUCCUGCUUUCCCUCCCCUGUUUUGUACUGGUCACAUAUAGCUAGGUCUUUUUGUGACCUAAAAUUAUUUUUCAUACUGUACGGAAGUUUAUUUUAAAUAUGAUGUUAAUGUUUGUAUGUGAACCACAUAGAGAUUCUAUUAUAUUUAAGCAGUAUAUGAAAAUAAAUGCAUUUAUACAUAAAGAAAA